Oncorhynchus keta (chum salmon) is the source of this 2176-nucleotide messenger RNA. RefSeq names its product myosin light chain kinase, smooth muscle-like. The transcript is spliced from 2 exons. The annotation marks the transcript as partial. Lineage: Eukaryota; Metazoa; Chordata; Actinopteri; Salmoniformes; Salmonidae. The record is from RefSeq and is a predicted model, not a curated record.
CCUCUCUCUCUCUCUCCCUCUCUCUCUCUCUCUCUCCCUCUCUCCCUCUCCCUCUCUCCCUCUCUCCCUGACAUUGACACACAGGGCGCCUUAGGACCGGGUGACGCAAACCAGCAGGCAGUCAGAGUGGAUUGUGUGGUCCCUGUACUGGAGCUCCAGACCCCCACCAGUUCUAGAAGCCACAGCCACCCCACUGGAUGGACAGAUACAGCAACAGGACGCACCUUGAGAGCUGUGGAUCUGUUUGAUGCUGUUUGAAACAGAGGAUUGCACUUGAUCAAGACACUCAUUUAGCUUUUAUUCAGUCAGGACAUGUUGAGAGACAUUAUUGUCUUAGUGAGAGAGCAGGACUGCAGCAGACCACUGAGAGCGGGAAACAUAUCCCUACCGGACAGAGCAGACGGCGGCCAUUUUAAGGGACGCUAUAAACCAGACUUACACCUGGGUCAAGUGUCAUUCCAAUCAAAGGGAUCCAAGUCUUCUUGAACCCUGGGAGGAGAUUCUGAAGAGUGGCUUUGAUUUCUGGGCUAUAUUGUCAAUGUGGAACAGAGGAAGUGUCACUCUAGAAUCACUGAUUGAUAUGUGGUAGAGACGACCGUGUGACACAAUCUACAAGAGACUUCUACUACGUACCCCAUUUGUUUUGCCCAUCAGAGUGAGAAGAAGGGACUGAGACAGACGCAGGAAGCCAACAUGGACAUAUUCGGUGGUGCCCCCCGUGUACUGGGCUACUCGCGCCCCGUGGCGGCACAGUGUGGCACGGAUGCCGUCCUGCAAUGCAAGAUCGGCGGCGACCCUCGUCCCGAAGUGGUCUGGGAGAAGAAGAAUGUACAGAUCCUGUCAGAGGGACGCUACAGGCUGUCGGAGGAGGGCCAGGCCUACUUCCUACACAUCACUGGGGUCAGGCUGGAGGACGCAGGCCAGUAUAUCUGCAAGGCCAGUAACACCGUGGGUGAGACGUGUGCCCCUGCCACACUGAAGGUGGAGGGGAACAGUCAGGAGCGGGAAGGGGUACAGAAACAGACAGAGGUCAAUGAGGUGCAGCAAACCAGGCUGGAGAAUGGAGAGUUAGGGGGGCAACAGAAUGGGGAGUUUAGAAGGAAACAGAACAAGGAGUAUGGAGGGCAACAGAACCAGAAUGGGGAAUAUAGACAGCAAGAGAACAGGGAGUAUGGAGGGCAACAGAAUGGAGAGAUAGAGCAGAGGAAGGGAGAGGUAGACCAACAGAGCAGAAAGGUAGACCAACAGAGCGGAGCGGUAGACCAACAGAGCAGAAAGGUAGACCAACAGAGCAGAAAGGUAGACCAACAGAGCAGAAAGGUAGACCAACAGAGCGGAGCGGUAGACCAACAGAGCAGAAAGGUAGACCAACAGAGCGGAGCGGUAGACCAACAGAGUGGAGCGGUAGAGAAGGAAAAUGGAGAGGAGAGUGAGCGGGAGAAAAAGAAGCAGCGCUAUGAAGGGGAGCCCCUGCUGUCAGACGACAGACCUCACUUCCUCAUCAAGCCCCUCUCCCUGAGGGUGGACCGGGGCGAGGACGCAGCCUUCUCCUGUAAGCUGUCGGGCAACCCUCUGCCCCAGGUGGUGUGGGAGAAGGAUGGGAAGAAGCUGAGCGAUAUCUUCGAGAGCGCCCACUUCAACGUCAGCAGCCAGGACGGAGGCUGGUUCCAGCUGAAGAUCUUCCGGACGCGGAUGCCCGACGGGGGUGUCUACACCUGCAGAGCCCAUAAUAAUCAAGGAGGGGUGCUGGCGGGCGCAGUGCUGCUUGUGGAGCUCGUCCCGGAACGGCAGGAGAGCGGGGCGUCCACGUCAAAUGGGCACAGCAACGGGCAGACAUCACCUCGUAGUAUGAGGCACAGGAUGGGAAGACACAGUUUGUCGAGACAGCCGGACGAGCCCAAUCUGAACUCUGCCAAUGUGAAGAAAUUUGCGGUGUCGGAGGGGAAACAUGCUAAGUUCCGCUGCUUCGUGACAGGGAAACCUAAGCCUGAGAUCAUCUGGAAGAAGGACGGAGCGCCCCUAGAGGCUGGGAGGCGUCACCUUCUGUUUGAGGACAGAGAGGGUUACUACACGCUCAAAGUGAUGUACUGUAAACAUCAGGACACAGGGCUGUACGUGUGUGCUGCGUCCAACGCUCUGGGACACACCCUCAGCUCUGUUUACCUGACUGUCAAAG